UCAUGGAGUGAAAAUGAUAAAAUUGGUGUUAUCUUAAUAUAACCACUACGUUAGUACUAUAAAUGCCAUGGCCACUUUAAGCAUUUCAUCCUCAACAUUCAAACAGAGACAUAUUAGAAUCAACAAAAACAUUUAAGUGGUGAAAAUGGCUUUGACAAUCAAUUGGAAACUUGUUUUUCUAGCUUUACUAGUGUUAGUAAUGUGGGCUUCUCAAGCCACAUCUCGUGACUUAAGUGAAGCCUCGAAGGUCCAGAAACACGAGAAGUGGAUGGCUCGCUUUGGGCAUGUGUACAGAGAUGAUGCAGAGAAGGCAAAAAGGUUAAAAAUAUUCAAGGACAAUGUUGAUUACAUUGAGUCUACAAACAAGGCUGUAAUUAGGCCUUAUAAGUUGAGCAUCAAUGGAUUUGCGGAUUUGACAAAUGAGGAAUUUAGAGCCACUCACAACGGAUACAAAAUGUCUUCUCAUCGAGAACCAUCAAGAACAAUAUCAUUCAGGUAUGAUAAUAUAACUGCUCCAGCUACCAUGGAUUGGAGAAAGAAGGGUUCUGUUACGGGAGUUAAGGAUCAAGGGCAAUGUGGAUGUUGCUGGGCAUUUUCCGCUGUUGCUGCUACUGAAGGGAUCAACAAGAUCAAAACUGGUAAGUUGAUAUCUUUAUCUGAGCAAGAACUCGUGGACUGCAACACAAGUUCAGAUAUGGGAUGUGAGGGAGGUCUUAUGGAUGAUUCUAUUAAAUUCAUCAUGAAGAAUCACGGUCUCGCUACUGAAUCUAAUUAUCCAUACGAGGGAACGGAUGGGACUUGCAAAACCGUAAAGGAAUCCAGCCAUGCUGCUAAGAUUACUGGUUAUGAAGAUGUUCCAGCCACUAGUGAAUCUGCUCUGUUGAAUGUUGUUGCUAUGCAACUGGUAUCGGUCGCCAUUGAUGCUAGUGGCUCAGAUUUCCAGUUCUACUCUAGUGGUGUUUUUACUGGAGAAUGUGGGAUAGAGUUAGAUCACAGUGUAACAGCUGUUGGAUAUGGAAAAACUAGUGAUGGGACAAAGUAUUGGUUAGUCAAGAACUUGUGGGGGACUAGCUGGGGCGAGAACGGUUACAUUAGAAUGCAAAGAGGCAUUGAUGCUGAGGAAGGACUUUGUGGAAUUGCUAUGGAAGGUUCUUAUCCAACUGCUUAGUUAAAUAGCAGAGAAGCUUGAUGCCAAGUUGCUAUUGGUAAUGCUUCGUCUUUAAACACUAUUGUUAUUCACCUUGUUCAUAGAUUAUGUGGUGUGUCUACUGUAUAAAUGUUACAAACUCGUUGUAUAUAUAUAUAUGUACAUUCUAAGUGUUAAAACAAAAGUUUGUAUGUGAAAAUUUCAGCAUUCAGCAAGGAAGUUCUAUAUAAUCUUUUGU
Molecule: messenger RNA, 1385 nt
Organism: Capsicum annuum
Lineage: Eukaryota; Viridiplantae; Streptophyta; Magnoliopsida; Solanales; Solanaceae
Product: senescence-specific cysteine protease SAG39-like
Exons: 2
Coding region: 146-1168 (340 amino acids)
Cellular component (GO): lysosome
Molecular function (GO): cysteine-type endopeptidase activity
Source: RefSeq, a predicted model, not a curated record